Molecule: messenger RNA, 3543 nt
Organism: Pieris macdunnoughi
Lineage: Eukaryota; Metazoa; Arthropoda; Insecta; Lepidoptera; Pieridae
Source: the annotation of a GenBank genome assembly
AUGGCUGGAAGUUAUAUUGUGAAUGUUCCAAAACUUAGGGGUCGUGAAAAUUACGACGAGUGGGCGUUUGCGGCAGAAAAUUUCUUAAUUUUGGAAGGUGUCGACAUCAACAAGAAAGAUGACGGCGAUGGCGGAACAUUUACCGUUGUUGACGAUCAAAAGGCAAAAGCAAAAUUGGUGAUGACAAUAGAUUCGUCGUUGUACGUGCAUAUAAAGAGUGAAAAAACUGUUUUGAGUGUAUGGAAAAAACUCAAGUCACUAUUCGACGACUCGGGUUUUACACGCAGCAUUAGCCUACUAAGAAAUUUGAUUUCUAUUCGUCUCGAGAACAGUGAGUCAAUGACGGCUUAUGUUACGCAGCUCAUCGAUACGGCGCAAAAAUUAAGAGGUACUGGCUUCGAAAUAAACGAAGAAUGGAUCGAAUCGUUACUGUUGGCGGGUUUAUCCGACAAAUUUUCGCCUAUGAUAAUGGCGAUAGAACAUUCGGGGUUAGCUAUUUCCGCUGACGUCAUAAAAACGAAACUGUUGGACAUGAGUGAUAAUGUUGGCAGCAGUGAGUCAGAAAGCGCAUUUUUAUCGUCAAAAGGUUGGCAGCACAGUAAACGGAACAAAGUUGGCAGAACUGUAGAAACGUCAUCUCGACCUGUUAAACAGAUUAAAUGCUAUAGAUGUAAACAAACUGGCCAUUAUAAAAACCAAUGUCCACAAAUUAAGGAAAAACAAGUAAAUGCUUUCAGUGCAGUAUUUCUAAAUGGCAGUUUUGAUAAACGUGAAUGGUACAUCGACUCCGGUGCAAGUAGCCACAUAAUGAUCAGCCAAGAAAACAUAAAUAAUGUAUCACAUAACCUUACUACAAAGGAGAUUAUAGUUGCAAACAAAACAACUAUGCCAGUGUUGUGCUCAGGAGAUACACAGAUCACAACAGUUGUGAACAAUAAGGAAUAUGAUAUUGUUGUUAAGGAUGUGUUAUGUAUUCCCAAUGUCACCACAAACCUAUUGUCUGUCAGUCAGCUGAUAAAGCAUGGUAACAAAGUCAGUUUUCAGCGUGAAUGUUGUUACAUCAGGAAUCAGCAGAAUGAACUGAUUGGUAUAGCACAGUUAGUGAAUGGGGUCUACAAGUUGAACACCAGGUCUGUAUGUUUGUUCGCAGCUACAGCAACACCAACAUCAGAUAUGAUAUGGCACAGAAGCCUUGGCCAUAUUAAUAGCAAAGAUAUGAAUGACAUGAGAAAUGGCGCUGUCGAAGGUUUGGAGUUUGAAAAAAAAACAGAGAUCAGCAAGUUCAAUUGUACAGUGUGCUGUGAAGGAAAACAAACCAGAUUACCAUUUCCACAUAGCAACCACAGGAGUGAGCAUGUCCUUGAGAAGAUACAUGCAGAUGUGUGUGGACCAAUGGAGACUAAGUCAAUAGGUUAUUCCAGGUAUUUUUUGUUUUUUGUGGAUGAUUUCAGCAGGAUGUCAUUUGUCUAUUUUUUGCAGAAUAAAAGUGAAGUCUACUCCUAUUUUAAAGAGUUCAAAGCCAUGGUUGAAAAACAGAUGAAUUGUAGUAUAAAAGUGUUACGAACAGAUAAUGGCACAGAAUUUUGUUCAAAUGAAAUGAGAAAUUAUUUGAAACAAUGUGGCAUAAUUCAUCAGAGAACCAACCCCUACAACACCCCAGAACAAAAUGGGAUGUGUGAAAGAUUUAAUCGCACAAUUGUGGAACGAGCCAGAUGCUUACUCUAUGAUACUAAGUUCAAGAAGAAGUUUUGGGCUGAAGCAGUUCACACAGCAGUGUAUUUAAAAAAUAGAAGGGUUGGAACAAUAGCCUCUGGGCUGAACCAAAAAACUCCUUAUGAACUUUGGACUGGCUGUAAACCAAAUGUUCGUCAUAUAAGAGUGUUUGGAAGCACAGUUAUGGCCCACAUUCCUAAAGAGAAAAGGGUUAAGUGGGAUAAAAAAGCAGAAAAACAUUAUUUAGUUGGGUUUGAUGAAAAUGUGAAAGGGUACCGGCUGUAUAACCCCAAAACUAAUAAGGUUAUAACAAGUAGGGAUGUCACUAUCAUUGAACAGGACAAUUCAGAAAUGAUGGAAGCUAUAAUAAAUGAAAACAAGUCAUAUUCUGAUAGUGUUGACCAGCUUACUGAUUCUGAUGGCUCAGACUCUGAACUAUCAACUAGUACAGUGAAGAGUAACAAUAAUGACCAUACAUACAUAGAAGAAGAAUCUAACUUAAACAAUAGUACUUCAGAUGAUUUUUUUGACAGUGUACCAGUAAGGGAGUUAAAAAAUUUACAGAAUAUAAAACCAGAUAAGGUCACAAGAGAUAGAAAAAAGCCUGAUAGGUUUGGUUACAGCAAUGUGUGUAUUGAAACAGAUACAGAUCCAUGUGGAGACCAUUUAAUAACGUAUGAAGAGGCUUUAAAUGGUCUAGAAUCAAAGGAAUGGUAUAAAGCUAUGCAGGAGGAAUUGCAAUCAUUUAGAAAAAAUGAAGCUUGGGAAGUGGUGGACAGGCCAAAGCAAGCUACAGUGGUUAAGUGUAAGUGGGUGUUAAAGAAAAAAGUGGACAGUGAUGAUAACAUAAGAUAUCAUGCUCGGUUAGUUGCUAAAGGUUUUACACAGAAAGCAGGAAUAGACUAUACCGAAACUUUUUUCCCAGUGGUUCGUCACGCAACAAUAAGACUAUUGUUUGCAUUAAGUGUUAAAUAUAACCUAGAUAUAACUCACUUUGAUGUUACCACAGCAUUUUUAAAUGGGCAUUUAAAUGAAAAUGUAUACAUGUGUUUACCUGAGAAUUUUGAAUGUCAUGAUAGGGAGAACAAAGUGUUAAAAUUAAAGAGCGCAAUCUAUGGAUUGAAACAAUCAGCUAGGGCAUGGUAUAAGCGUGUAGAUGAUUGUUUACAAUCUUUUGCAUAUAAAAAGUCAGUGUAUGAACCUUGUUUAUUUAUUAAACAACAUAAUACUACCAGAACAUAUAUAGCUUUGUUUGUAGAUGAUUUUUUUAUUUUUUCUAAUUGUAAAAGAGAAACUGAAUGUCUUAAGAUUGAAUUAAAAUCUAAAUUUAAAUUAAAAGACUUGGGAGACAUUAGACAGUGCUUGGGUAUGAGGGUCAGAAGAAAAAAAGAUGAGAUUUUUGUAGACCAGGAACAAUUUGUUGAUCAUUUGUUGAAUAAGUUUAAUAUGAAAAAUUGUAAACCAGUCAGUACACCGAUGGAGAAAAAGAAAAACGAAGAACUGACAGUAUGCGUAUAUGACUUGCAAGCAGUAUUUCAGUGUCCAAAAGGUGAGAUAUCCGUCUUUUACUACAAAUCAAAAUUGAAUGUACUCAAUCUCACACUAUAUGACGUCCAGAAGAAUACUGUAGAAUGUUAUGUAUGGGAUGAAGCAAAUGCAAGCAGAGGUGUGAACGAAAUAGAGGACAUACCCAAAAUGAAGGGGAUUCGGCACACUCACAAAUCGAAAGACAAGUGCGAAGAGAAUUGCGACGAGGACCUAUGUACACGUCCGAUGCAUUCAUCAGUGCUAUCAAACCUGAUCGUUAAAAGAGAGUGCCAUUCCGAGUGA